AUCCGGAAGCAGGAAGCAGUCUGUGCUCCCAGGAGUUAGGACCUGCCUGGCUGGCGAUCUCUGAGGUGGCGCCCAUAACCCUCCAGCUGAGAUGGACAACCUGGAGGAGCUGGAGUCCACAGUCGCGGAGGUGCUGGGGAAACUGAGGAGCCACCAACCAUUCCAGUCCACAUGGGACACGGCUGCCUUUAUCGUCCUUCUCCUCUUCCUGGGCACCGUGUUGCUCCUGCUGCUGCUCGCUUGCCUCCACUGCUGCUGCUGCUACCGUUCCUCCAGAUCCAAGAAGGUAGACGCCAUGGGAGUGAAUAACUUGGCUCUGGAACCUUAAUGGGGCGAGUCUUCCAGCCCCCCUGCCCGAAUGCCCUGCUGGGUAACAGUAACAAGGUCUCAUUUGCCCAGAG
Molecule: messenger RNA, 401 nt
Organism: Artibeus jamaicensis (Jamaican fruit-eating bat)
Lineage: Eukaryota; Metazoa; Chordata; Mammalia; Chiroptera; Phyllostomidae
Gene: SMIM22
Product: small integral membrane protein 22
Exons: 4
Coding region: 92-328 (78 amino acids)
Biological process (GO): regulation of cell population proliferation
Source: RefSeq, a predicted model, not a curated record